Messenger RNA from Phlebotomus argentipes, 837 nucleotides. RefSeq names its product juvenile hormone acid O-methyltransferase-like. NCBI's taxonomy places the organism in Eukaryota, Metazoa, Arthropoda, Insecta, Diptera, Psychodidae. The coding region runs from base 1 to 837 and encodes 278 amino acids. The transcript is spliced from 2 exons. The record is from RefSeq and is a predicted model, not a curated record.
AUGAGUGUUGAAAAUCCUGAGCAGAUCAACAAGUUUCUCGAACUCCGUGAAUAUCACGCGAAGAUUUAUCUGCAGAAGUACAAGCAUUGGCUGAAGUGGAAUCCAAAGGGAAAGGACACUGUUCUGGACAUUGGCUGCGCGACUGGAAGACUCAGUCAUGAACUGAUCUAUCCAAUUGUGCCGAAAGACUACUCCAAAUAUCUCUGCACAGUCAAAUCCCCAGCACUGCUGGAUGAGGUGAAGAAGGCCUUCGUUGACGAUCCAAAAGUGUCCUUCGAAGUCUUCGAUUUGAAUGCAGAGUCAAAGUCCAAAUUGGGAGUGUUUGAUCACAUCUUCUCCCUCUUCAGCUUUGGCUGGUUGGCAGAUCAGCGAAAGUGUUUCCAGGGUGUUUAUGAGCUGUUAUCACCUGGCGGAGAUUGCUUUCUGAUAUUCGCCGCCGGCAGUCUCUACAUGGAUGUCCUCACGGAGCUGAACGGCAAGGCCAGGUGGAAGAAAUUUGUGCCAAAUCCAGACGAAAUGUACCCUUUUCCAUACAGAAAGGACCCCGAUCCCGUGAAAAGUGUCACAGAAAUGAUGGAAUCAAUUGGAUUUGUCAAUAUUAAUGUUAAAUUGGAGAAAUCCCUCUACGUUUUUGCCACCACGGAUGAAUUUCUCGGGUUUUUCAAGGGACUGCCUAAUCCUCUGCAGCACAUGACGACAAUAGAGCAGGAAGAUUACCUGAAACAAGCCGCAGAUAUUGCAAUUGGGCACAAUUUAAUCGGAGAAAUGAGUGACAGAAAGCCUAACGACACAGUUUCCGAAGUAUUCGUUAUCUAUGGGAGAAAGAAUGGAAAUUAA